AUGGGCCAAUACCCCAAGCAUAAGCGCCUUGUUGGGCAGUCAGCAUUCUAUCUCUUCAACAGUACCAAGCUGAUGCAGGAUAUGCUCGAUUCUUCGGGGGCCCAAGCUCUUGCGCACGACCGCAGUGUUAAACCAGACGUGCUUCAGCCCAAGUACCACCCGGUGCUUAACGACACGCUUCUUCCUUUUAUCCACGAUCGAUGUGAAGAUUUCCUUGCGAACACUAAGAGAAUGCGCUCGAGAAUUGUGCGGCGAACGGAGUUAUGGUAUCGUCUCACGGACUUCGCCACAGGAGAUCCGAGACAUGUGGUCGUGGAUGGAAUUGUAGCCCAAGCUCUGGAAUUCGUAGGGGAGAUAGUCAUCAUCGUUAUGACGAUUAUUGUUGUUCUUCUCAGCGUAUUCUGA
Perkinsus marinus ATCC 50983 is the source of this 405-nucleotide messenger RNA. RefSeq lists its product as hypothetical. Lineage: Eukaryota; Perkinsozoa; Perkinsida; Perkinsidae. The coding region runs from base 1 to 405 and encodes 134 amino acids. The record is from RefSeq and is a predicted model, not a curated record. The transcript is spliced from 4 exons.